Molecule: messenger RNA, 1711 nt
Organism: Punica granatum (pomegranate)
Lineage: Eukaryota; Viridiplantae; Streptophyta; Magnoliopsida; Myrtales; Lythraceae
Source: RefSeq, a predicted model, not a curated record
CCUCUGAGCUGAGCUUAAAUCCGUCAAUGGCGUCACUCAUUCAUCUCUUUCCGCAUUCUCCCCUCGUACAUUCCAGCUCCUUCCCUCACCCUCUCCUUCUUCCCGCUUCGAAGUCAAAUCUCUCUGCCAAAGCCUCCAUUAACGGGCUCGUCAGCGAUGUCGAGUCGACAAAACCCGCUCGCCGCCGCAAGAAGCCGGCUGGCUCCUCGAAGAAGCCUAGCCGCUCGAGGAAAGCUCCCUCCGACGAUGAGGCACCGGCGGACCUCGACACCGACGACGACGUUGAGUCCUUCGACGACGGGAUGGACUUCCCCUACGACGACCCUCCCCUGAUCUGCUGCUUCGGGGCGGCACAGAAGGAGUUCGUCCCGUCUGUCCGGGUCCACGACAACCAGAUGCAUCCGGACAUCUACUCCCAGUGGAAGAUGCUCCAGUGGGACCCGCCAGAGUUUGCCCGCUCCCCGGGCGGGCCGGUCUCCAACGUUGCCAUCUCCCAUGUCAGGCUCGGGGGCAGGGCGGCUUUCAUGGGAAAGGUCGGGAGGGACAUCUUCGGGGACGAGCUGGUGCUGAUGAUGAACAAAGAGCACGUCCAGACAAGGGCGGUGAAGUUCGAUGAGAAGGCGAAGACGGGCUGCAGUUAUAUGAGGAUCAAGUUCGAUGAGAACGGGAGGAUGGGGAUGGAGGCUGUGAAGAACUCGGCGGAGGACAGCUUGCUCGGUUCCGAUUUGAACCUUGCUGUGCUCAAAGAGGCUAGAGUCUUCCACUUCAACGCGGAAGUCCUCACAUGCCCUUCCAUGCACUCGGCCCUUUUUCGGGCGAUCAAGAUCUCAAAGAAGUUCGGGGGCCUCGUAUUCUUUGAUCUGAACUUACCCCUUCCCCUGUGGAAAUCACGGGAUGAGACACGGGAAGUCAUCAAGAAGGCAUGGGAAGAAGCCGAUCUAAUUGAGGUCUCAAGGCAGGAGCUGGAGUUCCUACUUGACGAAGACAACUAUGAGAGAAAGAGAAACUACCAGCCCCAGUACUAUGCUCAGAACUUCGAGCAGACUAAGAACCGCCGAGACUAUUACCACUACACUCGUGAGGAGAUCUCUCCCCUGUGGCACGAUAAGCUCAAGCUCUUGUUCGUGACUGAUGGGACUCUUCGGAUCCAUUACUAUUCCCCCGAGUUCGAUGGGGUGGUGGUUGGCACCGAAGAUGUUCUGAUCACUCCUUUCACCUGCGAUCGUACAGGUUCUGGAGAUGCCGUUGUCGCAGGGAUCUUGAGGAAGCUCACGACUUGCCCCGAGAUGUACACUAACCAAGAUACCCUCGAGAGACAGCUGAGAUUUGCAAUUGCGGCUGGAAUCAUAUCGCAAUGGACGAUUGGUGGGGUCAGGGGGUUUCCAACUGAAAGCGCCUCGCAAAACCUGAAAGAGCAGGUUUACGUGCCUUCCAUGUGGUAGAGCCAUCCUGGAGCUGCUUGAAAUUUUGGGGUUCCUGCAAUUCACACUUGCCACAAGACAUGAGGAGGCUCUUUCGGUUCACAACUCUGUAGAUGGUUUGUGUUGCUCGUAGAUUCAAUGACUCUUGAGCUGAUUGCAGACGACUCAGUGAGCCUUUUGUGAAAGAAAUGUACCAUCGGUUGAGCCGGUCGGCAAUGAUCGAGCAAAGCUUCAUUGUAUGGCCUUGUGAUUGUUUAAAGGGAAACAAUGAGUUAAUCGCGGAAGAAAGA